Perca fluviatilis (European perch) is the source of this 2513-nucleotide messenger RNA. RefSeq names its product transmembrane protein 184C (gene tmem184c). The record is from RefSeq and is a predicted model, not a curated record. Lineage: Eukaryota; Metazoa; Chordata; Actinopteri; Perciformes; Percidae. Gene Ontology annotation, molecular function: transporter activity. Bases 476 to 1831 code for a protein of 451 amino acids. Gene Ontology annotation, biological process: transport. The transcript has 10 exons.
CUACAUCUGAAGCAAACAGCAGGAAGUACGGGAAGUACACGCUCAACAGCAAUUACUUUUUUGGAAACUUUUACUAGCGCAAACCUACUAAAAAAACCGUAAGGUGUUAAUUCGUUUAAAGAGACGGUUUAUAUAUCAGUGAGGAGGUUUAUUUCAUUGCGGUAGGCAUUGAAAUACUUUGAACGGGUCAGACUGGAUCAUCUGCUUUGUUUGUUUACAUGGUGAAACAGCUGACAAGCUAACGUUAGCAUCCUAGCUGGGCAAAAAUAAUCGAGUUAAAUGAGCUAAAGGAUCCAGCAGUAUUGUCCUCAUGAAUGUAACUUAACAUUAGUGAAAGAGCCAACGUAUCUGUGCACUAGUGGAGGGUUGUCUUGGGUGAAAGUGCGCAUAGUUAAAUAAAUGUGUCGAGCGUUAGUUAAAUAGUUUGGUCACUGAACCUGCGGGCAGCUUUAAAGGCCCACAUCUUCAUGUCAGUAUGCCUUGUUCCUGUGGGAACUGGAGAAGAUGGAUUCGGCCGCUUGUCGUUGUGCUGUAUAUUUUGUUGCUCUUAGUGGUCCUGCCCCUGUGCAUCUGGGAACUGCAGAAGUCACAGGUUGGCAUUCAUAAUAGAGCAUGGUUCAUCGCUGGGAUAUUUGUCUUCAUGACCAUACCCAUAUCUUUAUGGGGCAUCCUCCAGCAUCUGGUUCACUACACUCAGCCAGAGCUUCAGAAACCUAUCAUCAGGAUAUUAUGGAUGGUCCCAAUCUACAGCUUGGACAGUUGGAUUGCAUUAAAAUAUCCCAGUAUUGCAAUUUAUGUGGACACAUGCAGAGAGUGCUAUGAGGCCUAUGUCAUCUACAACUUCAUGACCUUCUUGCUGAACUACCUGGAGAAUCAGUAUCCCAGCCUAGUGUCGAUGCUGGAGGCCCAGGAGCAGCAGAAACACCUGCCCCCUCUUUGCUGCUGCCCACCCUGGCCAAUGGGAGAGGUUUUACUGUUGAGAUGCAAAUUGGGAGUGUUGCAGUACACCGUUGUAAGACCCGUCACAACAGUGAUUGCCUUGAUCUGUCAGCUGUGUGGAGUGUAUGAUGAAGGCAAUUUUAGUUCAACAAAUGCAUGGACAUACCUGGUCAUCUUCAACAAUAUGUCACAGCUGUUUGCCAUGUACUGCCUGGUGCUGUUCUACAGGGCUCUGAGAGAGGAACUGAGUCCAAUCAAGCCAGUGGGAAAAUUCCUGUGCGUCAAAAUGGUGGUGUUCGUCUCUUUCUGGCAAGCUGCGUUCAUUGCUUUGCUGGUGAAAGUGGGCAUUAUCUCCGAGGAACAUACAUGGGACUGGAAAAGUGUGGAGGCUGUAGCUACUGGCUUACAGGAUUUCAUCAUCUGCGUGGAGAUGUUUCUGGCGGCCAUCGCCCAUCACUUCAGCUUCACCUACAAGCCUUACAUCCGGGAGACUGAGCAGGGCUCUUGCUUUGACUCUUUCAUGGCAAUGUGGGACAUCUCGGAUGUCAGAGCAGACAUUUCUGAACAAGUCCGCAAUGUUGGGAGAACAGUUAUGGGUCGUCCAAGGAAGUUCUACUUCGGGGAGGCGCAGAGUGAUGGCGAGCGAUCUGGCCUGCUCUCUUCGGGCUCCCAAGAUGCCAUCAUUGAGGCUGCAUCCAACCCCGUGUCACCCAACGGCCAAUACCAGGGCCUUGGCAGAACCCUCACGCCGCACUCUUUGUCAGCCCCCGCUGGGCUCAGCUCGGCCCCGUGGGAUGAAGGACGUGAGGCUAGACCUGAAGAAACCCAGGAAGAAGAAAGGACCAACCAAACCAAAGAACCAACAGAAGCAGAGCUCAUCGUGAUCACCUAGCCUAUCGUUAAGGCCGACGUCACCAACAGACUCUACCAGACAUGGUUGGGCAGGACCCAAUUACAGCCUUUCCAUUUUCCUUUAGACAUUACCAGACUGAUGCAAGACUAAAUAAACUGUUGUUUAAAAGAGGCACAUCAACCAAGUUACAGUAUAAGUUUGCCAACAAAUGCAAACCCAGAUGGACCUCUCUGCCAGUGACAGCUCCAAGAAUGUUCAGUGAAGUUGUGGCACUAAAUGACUUGUAGAGAACUAGCAGUUUUCUGAUGCAUUAGGGAGUUAUAUGGCACAGUAGACAGUGCAGAAUGGUUUUAAAAUCAUAAUUGAGAGACUUCUGGUGAAUUUUAACGUGCGUCCCAAAAAGCACAUUAUAGUCAUGUUUCUUGAGAUGAGAUGCCACAUAAUGCCUCCUGAAGUCUGAGCGAAGCUUGCAUGUGUAUACUUUCCAAAGAGGAAAUUAUUACACUUUAUUUGUGUUGUCAGUCAUAUCAUGAUUUCAGAUGUGACAGUUAGAUAAAAAAAAAGAGAAAUAUGCAGCUUUUAAAAAUACAAAUCUAUGAUACUAAAGCACACUAAAUGUCCAGAAUCAUCUAUUUUCUUUUGUCCUAGCCUGUAGAUGUGUGAAAAGAACCGAAGCAAAAAAAAAAAUAGGUUGAUGCAAAGUGAAGACUAAACUGUUUCA